AUGUCGUCGAUCGCACGCCCCCCGGACCCAUGUCUAGUCGCAAUCAUUCUCAUCGUUCGAUCGCGUACCGGCCCGCGCCUCGUUUUCCAUUACCCUCCGAACCCACUGAGCGAGAAUCGCCUGAAGACCACCACCAAGGGUGGCCGGCGCAUCUCCCGUACGCGCAGCCGACAGGGCUCCAAGAAUACCGACUCGAGCUCUAGUGAUGAGAGUGGGCUUAGCUCUGACGAGGACGAGGAUGACCGAGAAAUUCAUGCGGGUGGGAACGUGAAUGCAAAUACGAACGCGACUCUCAGUGUGAACCUGAACGCCGGGCUCGGUCGACGGGCGAGCAACUUCGGCAUCGAUACGCUUUCACUUACCCCAGAUGCUGCGUCGCCCGGUGGCACGGACACGCAACGACCUGGAUCUUUGGGGUCUGGCAGGGCUUCAUCGCUAAGGAAAAGGGGCGGCGCAUGCUCAGACCCGGAGGAAGAUGCCGGAUCGGAUCGCUAUGAAGAUGGCGCUACGGGAGGUUCGUCGCGGCCGCCUUGGGAGUCGCUUCUGGGCUUGCCCGGCAGCGUGUGGGAGAAGCUACUAAGUCCAUCUCGUUCUUGGCAUAAACGACGUUUCGAAGUCGGGAUCAAUGAUCUCGCACUAAUCGGAUGGCCAGUCUUUGUGCGCGAGGAUGGGACAUGGCGUAAGCAGCGCCGCAAGAAGGCAAAGAAGCCCCGUGCAGAAUGGGAGGGCGGGGAAUUGGGCCAUAAUGAGAAUGCGGAAGAUGGUCAGGGUGAAGAAGACCCGGCCACUUCGCCUGGUCUGGGUGGGAGUGUAGCUACGAUUACCGAGUUGACACUGACGGCUUCACCCACCGAAGUCAAACGGACUUCGGCGGCGAGUGGGAAGUUUGGCAAGCAACCGGAAGAUAGUCUUGACCCCGAGGAUAAGGACCAAAUGACUAUGUUCAAUGUGGUGUUUGUGAUGGAUCCUCCGCUGCUAGAGUAUUCGAUGCGAGUGAAGGAGAUCUACGAGAACGUCAUUAAGAAAUUUGCCAAGGCGCUGAAGUGGGAGCAAGCUCGAACGGACUAUGUGUGGAGAGAGUCGCAGCAUAUCCUGCAGGUUAGGAGAAAAGCGCGAGAGACGAAAACAUCGAUUCAUAACCUCUAUUCAGAGCUCAUUACUCAAUCGUCUUUGGCCAGGGCAAUGUACACGGUCUACACCAGUAUCUCGGCGUCAAAGAUUGCAUCGGUCUCACUCAGUCCCGAUGUCUCCAUCUCGCUUCAGAUUCCUCCACUGACCUCUACACCAUAUCUGGCCGGCCCAACCGACAAAGCAUAUCCUGGCCUCUGGUUAACAACCUCAGACAGUGCAACUCCAGUCGAUGAUCCCGGUACUGAUGAAAACAAUUCUCCUCACCAAGUACUUGCGAAACACUUUGCUCUACUUCUCCUGGAUAGCGAAGCAGCGAUUAUCAAGGAUGUCGAGGCCUCCGGUGGCGCUCUUGCACCCGCUUUAGCCCAUUAUAUCCGUUGUUCCAAACCUACGAAAUCAUUUGCGCAAAUAUCAGCCUCCUCGGGGAUUUCACUGUCAACGAUCCAGAUGUUGGCGAGCCACCUGGUCUACUGGCGUCGUGCCCGGGCCAUUCCUCCUCUCCACCAGCGAGACACCUACAUCGUGUCGCCUAAUUGCGACCUGAGCAAGCUCGAGAUUGCCACAAUCGCCUACCAGACCGCAUUUCCCACAUUGCCCAGUCUUCCGAAAAUGCUUUCUGCGCUGAGUGGUACGCCUCGACCCUAUGGCAGUUUCAUCCCCAGCAAAGACCACAAGGAUACCUACUUUUCCAUCCUGGCAUGGCUCCUUCGCGGUGGCUGGGUCACGCAAUUGCGAACAUUCGCCCGUAUCAAAGUCAAUCCCGAAAUCAAGUUGGCCGUGGAAAUGGCCCUUCGGAAAGAAGAAGUAGACAGAUACCUUGCCAAGGGCAGCGUCAGCGACGGAAUCGACAACGAAGACUCUUCGUCCUCAGAAGACGACGACGCAAACUCCUCCUCAUCCUCCUCCCUCGCAAGCCACGGCAGCGGCGACGAGACACCCAUGCCAGGCACCCGUCUCGACCCGCGCGCCCGACUACGCAUCUCACACAAACUACUGGAUAGAUCUACCGCCCUCCGCUUCUCAUCUCUCAUUCUCUCCCCGCACCGCGCAUCCCCGCUCGAAUCACGUUGGCUCGAUGAGAUCGUCGCCCGCUUCCCGGAUCGAGCGGUAAACAUUCCAGGACUGGAAAGUCCCAGCUCGGAUCUCGCGCCGAACGAGCUCCAAAACAUGCUGAAGAAGUAUUGGCCCGUCUUCCUGAAGUACUUUAAUGGCUUUGAUGCACUGGAGAAGAUUCCUGUGCGUGAGAACUUGAAGCGUAAGCUGGCGUGGCAGGUCCUCAUGCGCAUGGGGUUUGUCACUGGCCCAGGGAACUCGGUUGAGCCGGACCCGCGCGAGCAGGUGCUUGUCGGUGUGCGACAUUGGUAG
Messenger RNA from Penicillium brasilianum, 2496 nucleotides. The record is from the annotation of a GenBank genome assembly. NCBI's taxonomy places the organism in Eukaryota, Fungi, Ascomycota, Eurotiomycetes, Eurotiales, Aspergillaceae.